AUUGUCUUCCAGAGCACCAUCCUGCAGUGCGCUUUACCACUACGGAUUCUUUGCGAAGUAUCAAUUGGCCAUCAUCCUGACAAAAGCCCCAUCUUCUCAAGCUUCUCAAGAGAAAAAUCAUUCACCGACCCCUCGUGGGAAAUACUUCUUACUCUAAAAUCCUCGCAUAAUCACACGGGUCUUCUUGCUGCGCUCGCCUCAUUACGUUACUUACUACUGUCGUGUAAUAAGAGCAGACGAAUCUUCCAGUUCCUCGAUUGAUCCUUUGGAAAUAACACACUUGGCGACAUUUAAUUGCUCCCAUUAACACGUACCAAAAUGAAAAGCCGCAGAUUUUACAAUAUGAUAAAGGACUCGAAUGGACUCAAUCAACCUUUGAAUUCGAACGUUCAACCUCUCACUUCUAAUAAGACCAAAGUCAAGAAGAGAAUGAUCUCAGACCCGAGGCAUACUACUGGCAAAGACGAAGUAUGCACAGAGCUUCGUACAACAAAGCGAACACCGCUGAAGAAAAACAAGUUACCUGACGACGCUUCUAGUCUGAAAUAUAUCGCAUCUGGCCAGUCUUCCAAGAGAAGGAAGUUCAACGGCCAACCGGACAAGAUGACUCAUUUCUCCCCUGGACUCGUUCCUGAUCCAGUUGAAGAGCCAAAGAAUAAUAGUGUCAGUACACAUGCAUGGCACCAGGCGAAAUCACUGUUAGAGGCCGGCCAUUCUACACUUGGUUCCACGAGCGAUAUCUCGACUGCCACGCAUUAUAAUAGACUGCCUUCUCCUGGGCCAGCUGGGAAUCUAUUUUUGCCUUUGCCAAAAUAUUCAAGGAGCACCACAGUUGAUAAUGAGAAAACCAUGGCGUCAAAGCAACUUGUGGCUCGGAAGAGAAGUCAUUCUCCUAAUGCAGUCCUCUUUAUGCCCCAGAUAAAAGAAGAGAUAUUUGAUGAUUCAGAUUUCCGUGUCACCAGAGAUUUGACUGUUGCCUUUAGCCUUUCUAUAGAGAAGGCCAGGCGCUGGGCUGACGCAAUUGACAUUCCUGAAGGUCUUUAUAGCGAGAAAGAGAAAGAUCUUUUUUUCCGGCUCGCCAUGCGUGGAUUUGAGCCCCUCAUACCAGAGCAAUGGAGACCAGACUUCCCUACCCUUCCAUAUACCCUGUUUUCUAAUGCAGAGGGCGAUUCCGGGCCACUAAUCCACACAUUUAAAAGCUCCAAGACUUAUGCAAUCAGGUCUCUCGCAGCUUUAUUUUCUCUCGGGGGUCGCGUAAGGGACUGUAGAGUUCUGAAGAAGGGUCCCGAGAACUUGAUCAAAACCACCAUCAGCCAAUAUUUUCGCUGGGCCUUGCGUGAUACUGACAUACAUACAAGGACAGAUGCAAUCCCCGUACAUGUCACUUAUGCCCAGAAGAAAGGGGAAACCACACUUGAUGCCGUUAAAAAGCUGAACCGGCGCCUACAACUACUCGCCAGCCGGCACCGCGAAGCGUUGAAUGUGGCAGCCCUAGAUGGAGGUCAUGGUUCGAUUAAUCUUCAGCCCAACAAAAAAGACGAUGGCCACUCUGGUCCCUCUCCAAUUUAUCCACUCCUCAUUGGAGUUAUCAUAUGUGGCCCUAUCAUUGCAAUCCUAACUCUCGGCACUGACAUCUUAGACACACCUAAUGAUACCGACAGCAAAUACAUCUGCCAGUUUGACUUGGGAGAUGCAGGACACGAUGUCUGGAAUUCACUUGCGGUCGCUAUCACAGUUAUGAAAAUCCGGGAAACCAUGAUGCGACUCGCAGAUAAUGGGCUAGCUGGUUUCGUUAGGCUUCCUCUGCGCACAGAUUCAACCCCGGAUGUGGAUAUCUAAUGAUAUGCGGCAACUGACUAUGGCUCUGCUCCUUUGAGAAUGGUUCUAGCUGUGCUGGAUUAACUAGGACAGUAUAUAUGUUUCUUCUUACAUAAAUAUGUAUACGACCUUCUGAAAUCGUUAAAUGGUGUUUCUUCAAACGUGCUCUACAGUUUCUCCCUUGUAUAUAUAUCGUGGAUAUUGUGGAGGUUCUAGGUUACGAACCACGCUUAAUUUC
Messenger RNA from Aspergillus pseudotamarii, 2056 nucleotides. RefSeq lists its product as uncharacterized. The record is from RefSeq and is a predicted model, not a curated record. The transcript has 2 exons. The coding region runs from base 319 to 1839 and encodes 506 amino acids. NCBI's taxonomy places the organism in Eukaryota, Fungi, Ascomycota, Eurotiomycetes, Eurotiales, Aspergillaceae.